Messenger RNA from Poecile atricapillus (Black-capped chickadee), 5549 nucleotides. RefSeq names its product family with sequence similarity 135 member A (gene FAM135A). Lineage: Eukaryota; Metazoa; Chordata; Aves; Passeriformes; Paridae. Bases 595 to 5157 code for a protein of 1520 amino acids. The record is from RefSeq and is a predicted model, not a curated record. The transcript is spliced from 23 exons.
GAUGCGGCCGCUACCACCGGCCUCCGCUUAGCCGCCGGCGCAGCCUCCCCGGCUGCAGCUCCGGCACACGCCGCCCCUCGGCGCCGGGCAGCAGGAAGCGGGGCUCGGCCGGCUCCCAGCGCCCCCCCUCCCCUCCCCGCCCAGCGCAGAGCGGGCGCCGGCGGCACGGGCCGUCGCGGGAGCAGCAGGCGCUGGCGUCGGAUGCCUGCGCUACGCCAUCCCGGUGCUGCCGCGGCCUGGACUUCGCGGGGAGCAGGGGCGAUCGGCGGGCAGCGGCGGCCGCUCCUUUGUGUCCCAGGGCUGUGGCUUAUGGAGGCUGAGGGGACGACUGGCCAAGGAACCGCUGUGUUGUGCUGCUGCGCGCCUCCCUUCCCGGUGCUCGACGGCACUGCUAUUUAUGGAGCUUUGCUUUGAAACCGGAUAAGGAAGUGAUCUGAUCAAGCCCUGCAAAAAUAGACUGUUCUAAAAUGUUCAAGCACUAUGUUUUUGACAGCAAAGAACUGGAAGACUGGUUGAUCGACAUACUAAAAUGGAGUAUUUACCAGUGCAGUAACUAAGGUGCUGACAAGUUUUGACUUCUUCAUCCUCAUAAACAUGAGUGAAGUUCAGGCUAUGGUAGAAUUCUCCGUGGAGCUCCACAAAUUCUUCAAUGUGGAUUUGUUUCAAAGAGGCUUUUACCAGAUUCGCGCAUCUAUGAAAAUUCCUCCAAGAAUUCCACACAUAUUAGAAGCUAGUUUGUUACAUGGAACUGGUGCAACAGAUCUUGCCUUUCCUGCUUCAGUCCAUGACAAUAUAGUUUGCAGUAAAACAUUUCAGAUUCUUUACAAAAAUGAGGAAGUUUCUGUGAAUGAUGUGAUGAUUUUCAAAAUAAAAAUGCUGAUAGAUGAGAGGAAGAUUGAGGAGUCGCUUAAUGAAAUGAAUUUUCUGCUAACAUUAGAUUUACACUUCACGGAUACAGACUACUCACCAGAUGACUUGAGCACACUACAGCCAAUUAGUAGCCGAACUUUAAAGUUGCACUUUAACCUACACCAGGGCCUUCAUCAUUAUGUCAAUGUUAUGUUUGAUUACUUCCACCUUUCCGUCAUAUCGGUUAUAGUCCAUGCUUCUUUGGUUGCGCUGCAUCAGCCAUUGAUAAGUUUUCCUCGCCCAGUGAAGAAUACGUGGUUGAACAGGAAUGCACCAGCACAAAACAGGGACUCUGUGAUUCCUUCUCUUGAAAGUGUGGUCUUUGGCAAUAACUAUACAAAACAGUUAUCAGCAGACGGUUGCAGUUUUGUUGUUUCAGAGUCUUUCCUCAGCCAUGCUUAUAAUUUUCACUAUACACUUUGUGCCACUUUGCUGCUUGCUUUCAAAGGGUUGCAUAGAUAUUUCAUUACAAUAACCAAGGAUCUCCCCUCUUCUCACCGAAUUGAACUGGCCAAGGCCAGCAUGCAGGUCCUUUAUGAACGCCUUCUCAGAAGAAAAUAUCCACGAACCCAGAGAUUCGCCUACCUAGAAAACAUAGAUGUAGAUAUUCGUCUUACAGAAUUGUGUGAAGAAGUCAAGAAAAUGGAAAAUCCUGAUGAACUGGCAGAACUUAUAAAUAUGAAUCUUGCUCAGCUUUGCUCACUUCUGAUGGCUCUCUGGGGGCAGUUUCUGGAGGUCAUUACCUUACAAGAGGAAGUCACAGCUUUGCUAGCACAAGAGCAUCACACAUUAAGAGUGCGCAGAUUUGCUGAAGCAUUCUUUUGCUUUGAGCAUCCUAGGCAAGCUGCUCUUGCCUUUCAAGAACUACAUGCUCAAAGUCAUCUACAGGUGUGUGCAGCUAUCAAAAACAUUUCCUUCUGCAGUUCUCUUCCACCCCUCCCUAUUGAGUGCAGUGAACUAGAUGGAGAUAUGAACUCCUUGCCUAUUAUCUUUGAAGAUCGGUAUUUAGAUUCAAUUACCGAAGAUUUGGAUGUACCCUGGUUGGUAGCUCAGAGUGUUCCAAGGGCAGAGUCCAGUAAACUGGAUAAAUCUGAAGCUGAAGAAGGUUUUGUUGCUGGUCUUACUAGCCCAGAACUGAAAAUAAGACCUGCUGGUGCCUCUGUUGUCUGGCAUUCAGAAACUGAAAAGAUGCUAACAAAAACCUCCAAAGGGAAAAAUGAAGAUACAAAUAAAUCCAAAGCUAAGGUUGCUAAGCUCAUAAAAACAAUAAAAGCUGAAAACACAAAAAAAGUUGUAAAACAGAACUCAAAGGACUCUGUUGUGUUAGUAGGCUACAAAUGUUUGAUUAGUGCAGCACUGGAAAAUGCCUGUAGAAGGUUAGAUGGUGAGCCUUCAUACAAUGCUAAUGAAGGGCUGGACCCUAGAGUAGGUGAUACAAAGGCCUGCAUCAGGCAAAUAACUCGAAGAGACCUUCCAUUGUUGCCAUAUGAUGAAAUGGCUGUCAAGACUGAAGGUGACCAACCAGGUCCAAGUAGUCCUGUGCACUGUGAAAAUGAGGCUAUUUUUGAUAGACUGACUAUCUCCCAGACAGGUUCUGGAACUAUUCAGGCAGAUAGUGCUGUACAACACAGAGUUACACUUGAAGGUUGUCAUGGAGAUCAACCAGCUUCCUCAGGAGUCAGGACAACUGAGGUCAAACCAAGUAAUAAGAAUCUUUAUGAAGAGGAGAAAGGAGUGGCUCACACUGGAUCAUGGGUUAAGUUUCCACAAGAUGAAGUGCACAAAGAGGAUUUGCUGACACCUGAUGUUCAGUCUUCAGAAUCUGGAAAUAAACUGAAAUUGGGAGAACAGGAACCCAUGCUUGAAAAGGAAGAGGUCCAUGAGAGAAACUGUCAGCAUACCAGUGACAUCUUGACAAAAAUGAAAAGCAAUCCACCUACUCUUUCAACAAAAGAAAACCAAAUCUCUGCAAGUGGAGACAUGACUAAAUUACCAGAUGUUAGUGUGACAUAUGCCUCUUCUAGAUUUUCAGAUUCAGGUGUAGAAAGUGAACCAAGUUCUUUUGCAACUCACCCCAACCCUGAUCAUGUUUUUGAAAAUGUUCAUGGACAAAGUGCACACAAUGGUGAGAGAGUGUUUCCUCAGCCUUUACUAAAACCUGACUGUGUAAUAAAAAACACAAUCGAAAGCCAUUGCACUGAGAGUACGAGUGCUGUAAGUGAAAUACAGUCAUCCCUGACAUCCAUAAAUUCACUGCCUUCAGAUGAUGAUGAGCUGUCUCCUGAUGAGAAUUCAAAGAUAUCUGUUGUACCUGAAUGCCAGCUAAGUGACAGCAAAACAGUAUUGGAUCUAGGAGCAAUUGACUUGCCAAAAUGUGAUGACAGUAAAACAUCAAACACCAAUUUGCAGCAGCAGCUUGUGUAUUCAGGGCACUUAGAUAGCAAAACUCUAUCUAUACAUUCCUCACUCUCAGGAAAAAAAGAUCUGUUACACUUGGUUGUUUCAGAUGAGGACACGCCUACUGAUGUGGAAAGUUAUAGCCCACAAACAGGCCCUGGCACAACCUGCAAGGACUCUCAGGACUUUGAAAGGCAUCCUAGAGCUACAGAAGAAAUAUUUAAGUUGUGUUUGGAAACAACUUGUAUGGGUGAGCCAUCUGCUGGUUCAGGUUCUUCAUCUGUAAAUGCAGUGGUUAACAAAACAAACAAAGGAAAACAUAAUGAGCCUUUAGAACUAAAGAGCCCAACUGAAGAACUGUCAGUAGCUAAAAGUGAAAUUGGUACGGAUAAUCCUUCUCCAGCUGGUAGUGCUGACAUGGUAAAGCAAGGGCUUGUUGAAAACUAUUUUGGCUCUCAAAGCAGCACAGGUAUUUCAGAUAUUUGGCCUAUGGAUAACAGCAAUCCUGUUAGCCCUCAAAAGGAAGCAUACGAAAAACAAAUUAUUUGUUCUUCCCAACAAGAUGAGGAAGAAGAGGAGGAUCACGAAAUGAUUGAAAAUGGAUAUUAUGAAGAAACUGAUUAUAGUAUAUUAGAUGGAGCUUGCAGUGCUCACCAGGAUCAUGCCUUAGCAGAAGAGAGAGCCCUGAGAUCUGAAAUGAUUGACAAUGGACACCUGCAAGACAUAAUGACUGUGCCCCCUGUCUGUACCCCUGGUUGUUUGUCUUUCCCUUCUUCUCUGAGAGACUCUCCCUGCAAUGUUACCUCUUCUUCAAAGAAUAAAUCUGAUGCAAUUACACAACAGCCAGGCAGCACAUCCUACAGCUCAGGUUCAGCUGUUUCCUGGUAUGAGAGCUCCCCAAAACCUCAAAUGUUAGCUUUCCUACAGGCUAAAGAAGAAUUGAGGCAACUUAAACUUCCUGGAUUUAUGUAUAGUGAUGUUUUCAAACUGGCUUCUUCAAUACCUUAUUUCAGUAUGGAAGAUGACGAGUGUUCAGAAGAAGGAGUACAUCUUAUAGUCUGUGUCCAUGGCCUAGAUGGUAACAGCGCAGACCUAAGAUUAGUGAAGACUUACAUUGAGCUAGGGCUGCCUGGAGGAAGAAUUGAAUUUCUUAUGUCCGAAAGGAAUCAGAAUGAUACCUUUGCUGAUUUUGAUUCCAUGACAGAUCGUCUUUUAGAUGAAAUUAUACAGUAUAUACAAAUUUAUAAUCUACCCCUUUCAAAAAUCAGCUUUAUUGGACACUCACUGGGUAAUUUAAUAAUCCGUUCAGUGCUCACGAGACAUCGAUUUAAGUAUUACCUCAACAAACUUCAUACCUUCCUAUCUCUGUCUGGACCACAUCUUGGUACCCUCUACAACAGCAGUGCUCUUGUAAAUACAGGACUGUGGUUUAUGCAGAAAUGGAAGAAGUCUGGUUCUUUAUUGCAAUUGACAUGUCGAGACCAUUCAGAUCCACGACAGACAUUCUUAUAUAAACUUAGUAAAAAAGCAGGUCUUCAUUACUUCAAAAACAUUGUGUUAGUAGGAUCUCUCCAGGAUCGUUACGUUCCUUAUCACUCUGCUCGCAUUGAGAUGUGUAAAACAGCUUUAAAGGAUAAGCAAUCAGGACCAAUUUAUGCUGAAAUGAUCCAGAACCUGCUUCUGCCAGUUCUUCAAAAUAAGGAAUGUAAUUUGGUUCGUUAUAAUGUAAUUAAUGCAUUACCCAAUACAGCAGAUUCUCUCAUAGGGAGAGCAGCACACAUUGCUGUUCUUGAUUCAGAAAUAUUUUUAGAAAAAUUCUUUCUUGUUGCUGCCCUAAAAUAUUUUCAGUAGAGAAGAGCAUUGUAAGAGACUUGGUUAUUACCUCAUUAACAGAUGAAUUCAGAUAAUGUGUGGUGUUGAAGUAUAGCUGCAGCUGUAUUUUAAGAGAUAUUUAUACUUUUUAUAUGGAAGAUAAUUUAUAUCAUCCACACUUAGGGCUUUUUAACAUCAACUUUACUUUCUAGGUAAUGUGACUGUGCAAUAUUUUUUUAUUUUGUUCUUUUUACUUUUCUAUUACUUUUUCUUAAUUUUGGGUACCUAAUUAUUUGGAGAUUAAAGCACAGUGUGUACUUUUGUUUGGUUGGUUAUUGGCUUUCAGACAACAGAAGUCGAUGUUACUUGGCAACAUUUUACAAGAGGCUUUAGAUGCCAAAAAUAAAUUGGAUUUUAAAAUUCUAACAAUG